AUGGCCACUCCUAAGUCGAUCGCCUUAAUCAUUACCAGCACCCGCGAGGCCCGCAUUGGACCCUCUGUCGCGGCACUUGUCAAGUCCAUUCUCGAAAACCACAGUGACCCAUCUGAGACUUCGCUCACCCUGGUUGAUCUUGUCAAGUUCAACCUACCCGUCUACGAUGAAGGCUGCCACCCGGCAAUGGUGCCAUUCAAGGCUCAGUUCCAGCAUGAGCACAGCAAGGCCUGGAGCGCUGAGAUCAAGAAGCACGAUGGCUACGUCCUAGUGAUCCCCGAGUACAACUACAGCCUUUCUGGUGGCACUAAGAACGCUAUUGACUACCUGAUGAACGAAUGGAAAGGAAAGCCUGUCGCUGUGAUCAGCUACGGAAUUCACGGUGGGAAGCACGCAUCCGACACCGCCUAUGAGGUCCUGUCUCAGAUGGGUCUCCGUGUUGCCCCAACUAGACCUCAACUGGGUUUCCAUGACGGCGCAGGACCGGAUAUGUUCCUCGCCAUGGCUGGAAAACUAGGCGAUGAUACAAAAAAGCAGAUAGAAGGGCAGGAGGCUGAAAUAGCUAAGGCCUGGGAUGAGCUGAAACGAGCAUUGACGGACAAAGACCUGUACGUCCGUCCUCGCGCUUGGUAG
Fusarium oxysporum Fo47 is the source of this 633-nucleotide messenger RNA. RefSeq names its product flavo protein-like protein. Gene Ontology annotation, molecular function: oxidoreductase activity; FMN binding. The coding region runs from base 1 to 633 and encodes 210 amino acids. The transcript has a single exon. The record is from RefSeq and is a predicted model, not a curated record. NCBI's taxonomy places the organism in Eukaryota, Fungi, Ascomycota, Sordariomycetes, Hypocreales, Nectriaceae. Gene Ontology annotation, cellular component: cytosol.